This is a messenger RNA of Suillus fuscotomentosus, 240 nucleotides long. RefSeq lists its product as uncharacterized. The annotation marks the transcript as partial. Lineage: Eukaryota; Fungi; Basidiomycota; Agaricomycetes; Boletales; Suillaceae. The transcript is spliced from 2 exons. Gene Ontology annotation, molecular function: iron ion binding; oxidoreductase activity, acting on paired donors, with incorporation or reduction of molecular oxygen; heme binding. The record is from RefSeq and is a predicted model, not a curated record.
AUCAUCAUAAACUCCGAAACCAUCGCCCAGGAGUUACUAGAAAAGUGUUCCGCGAAUUACUCUACCCGUCCCAUUAUUCGCACCACCGAAAUAGCUGGACUGGCUUUCAGUUCUGCACUGCUUCCGUAUGGGGAGACUUUACGACAACAUUGCAAGAUCUACCAUCAAGCCCUUAGGGCUGAGGUCUCGGUCUCAUACCACGAGAUAUACUCUCGCCAAGCAAAUGGACUAGUCAUCGAU